AUGAGCAAUCUGCGAGGAAAGCUGGGCACGCAUUUUCCGGCGCGGGCGGCCGAGCCACCCCGAGUGCGGGCGACGGCGCGCGAAGGGGCGUCGGCGAGGGGGGCAAAGGGGGUCGAGGAGCGAGGGCGGGGGGGGGGCCGGGGGCUAGGGAGAGGGGAGGCGAUCGGCGGCCCCAGUGCCCCCCGGACGCAGCGGUGGCGUGACGCCUCCCUGAGCCUGCACCCGGCAUGCGGCGCUGACCGUCACCCGCCGCCCGAUAUCGCCGUACACAUGGACAACUCCUGCCUCCUCGACCUCCUCAUCAGGUGCUUCGCGAUGACCGAGCCCGAGGACCUCAACUUCACCGCGUUCACCGACCUCUGCCGCCUGUGCUCGCUCAAGAGCGGACCUCGGUUGCACAUCUUCGACAAGGAGUCCGAACAGCGGCAGAUCCUCUUCAAGCUCAGGACCUGCUUACCAACUAUGCAGAUAUCCAAGGACGACUUCUUGCCGAAGAAGAUCUGCGAGAGGUGCGUCACUCGCCUGGAACAGCUUUACGAGUGGCGCCAGAGCUGCCUCAGCACUGACUCCGUGCUCAGGAACUACGCGGAGUCGAUGAGGAUUGUGACGUCAACUAUCAACUUUCAGGAUGGCACAGUGAACAUGGAUAAGAUGACGGAGGCGCAGAAGACCGCGUACCUAGAAGCGCAUGUGGCCGUUCAACAGCAUAUGGCCCAAGCUGCCGCUGCUGCUCGUCGUGAGCAGCAACAGCAACAACAGCAACAACAACAGCAACAACAACAGCAACAGCAACAACAACAACAGCAACAACAACAGCAACAACAGCAGCAGCAACAACAGCAGCAGCAACAGCAGCAGCAGCAACAACAGCAGCAGCAGCAGCAGCAGCAGCAACAACAGCAGCAACAGCAACAACAACAGCAGCAACAGCAACAACAACAUCAACAACACCAGCAACAAAGUAAUGCUUCAACUAACACAAAUCGUCAUCAUCAAGAAAUGCAACAGGCUCAAAACCCGAGCAGCGCUCACCAAGGCCACCCCUCACCGCCGACGGUUACCUCAACCCAGCAUUAUGCAAGCAUGAACUCACCAAUCAAGGUCCCGGUGGUCAGCUCUAGCACAGGUGGACCCGACAGCACCUUCACGGUGCCGGAUGACGUCGGCAUGGGCUUCGAGGGCGGCGUCCGUGUGCUGCAAAGUCUCGGCAAUUGGUCACCGGAAGUGACGAACACCAUCCCUAGGCCCAACCUCAUACCGUUUACGGAGCCGUAUGCUGAAGGUGGUUCCAUGCAUCCUGGUACCAGGCUCAAGGCGUUACAGACCAGCGCUGUAAGGAAACAUCCCGCCAUAAAACCGACGAGUUCAACUAACGAAGGAAGCAAGGCAUUUGAGUGUACGGUAUGCGGUAAAGGAUUAGCGAGGAAGGAUAAACUAACAAUACAUAUGAGAAUACAUACAGGGGAAAAACCUUACGUCUGCGAGGUCUGCAACAAGGCGUUCGCUCGCCGUGACAAACUAGUUCUUCACAUGAACAAGCUGAAGCACAUCACGCCAUCGAACAUAGCCCCUUUGGGUAAGCGGUCCAUUUCGAUACCACCAUUAAAACUGGACGAUGUCAAACCGCAACUAACGAAGCAAGAGGACACAAAGCCGAGCCAAGCAGAAAUCGCUGCCGUAGCUCAACAACAACAGCAACAGCAACAACAACAGCAGCAACAACAGCAACAGCAACAGCAGCAGCAACAACAACAACAACAACAACACUCGCACCAACAAGCGAUCCAGGUCUGCCAGAACACCAACUUGGUGCACACAAGUGCGGCGACCGCGGUUGCGGCGGCAACAGCUGGAAUGGUGGUGUCGUGGUCGUGCGAGCUGUGCGGCAGACUGUUUGCUACGCGUGACGAGUGGAGCGCGCACGCCAAGUCCCAUUUGCCAGACAACAAGCUUCUUCAGGAUAAGAUGCAGCAGGCCUCGCAACAUCAGCAACAGCAGGAGAAGGUGCACCUCACGAACCAGGAGAAGCUGCAGCUCCUGCACCACCACAACCAGAACCAGCAGAUACUGAACGGCCACGGGAUCGCCACGGCUUCCGUGUCGACUUCUACAGUGGUCAACGAGGGGGGCGGGGGCGGGGCCGGCGGCGCGUACUUCAGCCACGGGCACGGCCACUACGCGCCCGAGAGGCAGCACUCGCACGCGCACCACCUGUGCCUCAUGUGCAGACAGGAGUUCGCCGGGAAGGCGGAGUUCAUGUUCCACGUCAGGGGUCACUUCGAGGGCAAGGUGGGCGACAUCGCGGCGGCCGACGUGCUCGCCCGGUCGCUGGUCGACAACUCCGGCCUGUGCACC
Messenger RNA from Iphiclides podalirius (scarce swallowtail), 2355 nucleotides. NCBI's taxonomy places the organism in Eukaryota, Metazoa, Arthropoda, Insecta, Lepidoptera, Papilionidae. The record is from the annotation of a GenBank genome assembly.